Molecule: messenger RNA, 3048 nt
Organism: Torulaspora globosa
Lineage: Eukaryota; Fungi; Ascomycota; Saccharomycetes; Saccharomycetales; Saccharomycetaceae
Gene: APL3
Product: Apl3p
Exons: 1
Coding region: 1-3048 (1015 amino acids)
Biological process (GO): intracellular protein transport; clathrin-dependent endocytosis
Cellular component (GO): AP-2 adaptor complex; membrane coat
Molecular function (GO): clathrin-cargo adaptor activity
Source: RefSeq, a predicted model, not a curated record
AUGGAACGCAGACGAACCGUUUUGAAUAGCAGCACCGCGAGCAAUGGCAACUCCAUCAAGGGUUUACAGGCCUUCAUUGCAGACCUGAGAUCAUCUCAACACUCCCAGGAGCAUGAGAAAAGGAUCCAAAGUGAAAUCAUCAAAAUCAAGCAGAACUUUGAAUCGACGAGCAGAAAAGUUGGCGGUGGUCAUGAUAAAGUUGGCGGGUAUCAGCGCAAGAAAUACGUUGCCAAGCUUGCCUAUAUUUACAUCACGUCGAACACCAAAAAAUUGAAUGAUAUAUUAUUUGGAUUAGACCAAAUGGUGGAACUGGUGCAAUCUAACGUUUACUCAGAGAAGUUUAUGGCGUAUAUGGUUCUGGAGCUGCUCUAUGAGCAUCCAGUUGUUGUCUCUCGCGUAAGAGAGAAGGUUACGCACUUUGUUAUGAGGGAUUUGGCCUCUAAUGAUGACAAUUUUGUUGCAUUAGCGCUAAAUUUUAUUGGGAUCGUUGGGAAGCUGGAUGAGAGGCUCGCCUUCAAUGAUGAGGUCUCGCUGCAAGUAUUCCAGAUAUUGAGAUCUCCUACCUCCUCACAGAACUUGAAGAAAAAAUCAGCUCUUGCAUUUUUGACUCUGCUCAAGGUCAACGAAGGUAUUUUGACCGAUGAUCAGCAGCGUAUGCAAUCAUGGAUCCAACGAAUAUUAAGUCUUCUGGACGAUACAAAUAAUUACAGGAUGAUGCUGGCUGUGCUUCCGCUUGUUGAGUUUAUUACGAGAAACAUCAAUCCCACUUGCUGUAUAAGGCUGCUUCCGCAGCUAAGUCAAAUUCUUUACAAUUGCGUUGUCCUGGGAACAAAGGAGCGAGACAGCGGCUUUCCAGAAGAAUUCAAAUUUGCGAAUGUACCAAACCCUUGGCUAAUUAUCCGUAUCGUUUCAUUGCUGAACAUACUUUUAGUCUCGCCGACAGAGGCAAGAGACAGCUCGUCGCAGUUUCUUCAUACCAGUAACAUUGAUCAUGAAACAUUAGGAAGGCUUAGAGUAUGUGUUACGAGAGCUAUAGAGCUUGGGACCAGACAAUGUAACGACUCCAUGGAACGAUUGGUGCUCAAUACAGUCUUAUUUUCGCUGAUCAACUUUGCUUCAAAGUUAGAUCCAUCUGAUGAGGCUAUAAGUAAUUCCGUUACGGCUUUGUGCUCUUUAUUGUCAUCGGCAGACAUAAACACUCGCUACUUAACGUUGGACUCGCUUGUGAAACUAUGUUCAUUAAGCGGUAAGCCAGCAGUCGAUACUGUCCGCUACAAAAACCUAGACUUAAUAUUCCAUUUGUUAAAUCAUGAGGGUGACAGCUCCAUUGUGAGAAAAGUUGUGGAUCUACUCUAUACAUUCACGGAUGCAGAUAAUGUUCAAACCAUUGUGGAUGAGCUCUUUAACUUCAUAUCUUCCCCCAGGCGCUCGAUAGACCCGUUAAUAAAGUCUGAAAUAGCGGUAAAGAUUGCUAUUUUGACUGAGAAGUAUGCGUCUGACACUAAUUGGUUCAUCAUGGUGUCAUUGAAACUCUUGUCGUUGGCAUCCACAGCAUCGCUUAAUGAUGACGAAAUAUGGCAGAGGCUAUGUCAAAUAGUUGUCAAUAAUCCCCAGCUCCAGAAAUUGACGUGCGAACAAUUGAUCGAUUAUCUUUACAAGAACAAUGCCAGCGAAUCUAUUGUGAAAGCUGGGGCGUUCUUGCUAGGUGAAUAUACUGACUUGAUAGCUGUGAAUUUUCCGACAGAGGAUCUUUUUAAUCUCUUCACAGACAAGUAUUUUGCAGUCUCCAAUGUUACGAAAGCCAUGAUUCUGACUACCAUCGUGAAAUUAUACCGAUUUAAUCCAAAAAUUGAAUCAGUGGUCAUAAAGUUCUUCCAGCUGGAGCUAAAUUCACUGGAUAUUGAACUGCAGACGAGGUCAUAUGAGUACCUGAGUUUGGUCCAGCUUUCAAAGAUAAACGGUAACACGAAAUUGCUCGACGCUCUGUUUUCUCCGAUGCCACCUUUCAACACGAAGACAAAUCCUCUAUUGAAGAGGCUUGGAAAUCUACCUCUGUCUGUCGGUACCGCAACUCUGGUUGAUACAAUGGACGCAUCUGCGUACGAGACGGCUGGUCAAGGCGGAUCGGCUGACUCAAUGAAACCACCGCCUCCACCCUCAAGACAGACUACCUCAACGGAAAUAAGUGGCUAUAUAAAGAAUGAGUCCGAUCAUUAUGCCGCACAAAUGUCAUCAAACUGGGAGGAAGGUUUUGCGAGAAUGCUGUCGCAUAAGAGAGGCAUUCUGUACUCUUCCUCAAUGCUAAAAGUCCUGUUUCUCAUAAGUACACCUGAUUCAAGACAACCUGCACAAAUCAAAAUCACUCUUACUUUCAUCAACCAAGCAGAGCAUGAGAUUAUGGGCUUUUCGACCGAGAUAAUACCUGCUAGAGUUGGCGACAACCCUGAAUAUGUUCUGCAAAACGUUCAAGCCCCGUCUGUUUUACGGAUAGAACCACAUAAACGUUCAGAACAGAGCUUUGAAGUGCUGAUAAGGAAGCCGUUCUCUAUUGAUAACAGUCCCAUCGUAAAAUUGUACUUCAGUUGUGGUAGCCUGUCAUCCUCGGUCGUUCUAAAGGCAGCGAUUGGUCUGACUGCCACUCUGAGCUCCGAUCCCAAUAAUACCACAUCAUCAGCCAUGACGCUCGCGCAGUUUCUUUCAAGAUGGCGUACUCUUCGAGAGGCCCUUGGCAGUAACGGUGAGCACACCAUCACCAACGUUGAGUUGAAGAGAAUGACGGUUUCCAGCGCUAACACUAUGAAUGCAAUAGGAUUUGCUACACAGACGUUGAAACGGAUGGGCUUCCAAUUAAUCGAUCAACCGAGUUACGGCAAUAUCCUCUUUGCCGCUGGAAUCGUACAUACAAAGAGCGACGGUAAUUUCGGCUCCUUGUUGAAGCUCAAGGUGGAUGAAAAUACCAAUGGAAUUGAUAUGACUUGUAAGACGACAGUGCCAGGUCCUCUUGCGAAGUACAUACUGGAAUGCGUGCAGCGUGCCGUAACAAUCUGA